Messenger RNA from Phanerochaete carnosa HHB-10118-sp, 549 nucleotides. RefSeq lists its product as uncharacterized. Lineage: Eukaryota; Fungi; Basidiomycota; Agaricomycetes; Polyporales; Phanerochaetaceae. The transcript is spliced from 2 exons. The record is from RefSeq and is a predicted model, not a curated record. The coding region runs from base 1 to 549 and encodes 182 amino acids.
AUGGCCGAGAAUCAAGACAGUGCCACGUUCCUGAAUGGAAGCGCGAUGAAACCCGAUGCCUUUGACGGCACAAAAUCCAAGUACAUCACUUGGAAGACGCAGAUGAAAUUGGUCCUCAUGAUCUUGUCUUACAUGAAAGGUGGACAUGCGGGCGAAUACGUCGCCACAUUCAUGAAGAAAUAUGACACGGAUGAAAACGCUGUGAUACAGACCACAAAGACACUGUGGGAAGACCUAGAUAGGCACUUCCUAAUUGACGAGCAGGUCAAAGCAUAUGAUCGGCUCCAAGCAAUGCAGAUGGGAAUGCUAUCGGCACAAGAGUUUUUCUCGAAGUUUGAGUUGUGCGCCUUCCAGGCGAAUAUUCACGACUUCGAAGCGCACUUCCAAGAACUUAAGUCGCUUCUAGAAAAAGCACUCCGGGCCGAUAUCAUCCGGCUUUUGUACAACUCCUCGGAGGAACUCCCAACCACCUACGCGCUCUACAAGUUACGGAUCGCGCGCAUUGACCUUAACCAGCAACAAUACCGCCGAAGAAACCCACAGUCCUAA